AUGAAAGCAUAUUUUAUAGUGCUCAUAGUGUUAGGCUGCCUUCUUGCUCUAAUCCUGUAUCUGUUUCUGAGAAUAAGAUGUGAAAAAAAGGAACGAAAAAUCUCCACUACUUCGCAGGAAAGUACUGAUGCAGCAACUGGUGAUGUCGAAAUUGGCAAAGGAAAAGGAACAAAUAGUACAGGUAGUGUAAAAGAUGGUGAUAUGGUCAUUUUAGCAGGAGAUGGUGGCCGUGCUUUGGCUCCUGUGGAGGUUAUAGCCGACAUAGGUAGUACUAUUGGUACCGAAAACGAUGAUUGUCGUUGCUGUGGCUGUGGCGGUGAUUGUGGCGGUUGUGGUGGAGGAUGCGGUGGCUGUGGCGGCUGUGGUGGCUGA
Molecule: messenger RNA, 372 nt
Organism: Chenopodium quinoa (quinoa)
Lineage: Eukaryota; Viridiplantae; Streptophyta; Magnoliopsida; Caryophyllales; Amaranthaceae
Product: keratin-associated protein 5-2-like
Exons: 1
Coding region: 1-372 (123 amino acids)
Source: RefSeq, a predicted model, not a curated record